CGUAAACUGUAUUUUAGUAUUAUAUUUACAAUAAGGUGACAUUAGACUAGGUCAAAUUUGGUUAUGAUACAUUAAAGGGAUGGUGUACCUAGCCUUCUAUGGUAGCUAUAAACUGUCUCUGAGCCGUUGUCUGCAGGACUGACUGUGCAUUAAAAUGGGGGAAAAUGAGCGAUGGCUUACAGCACAUCACGACCCACUGGCAUCCCUGUACACCUUCAGUUCAUGUAUGGCUUUGGCUGACCUUCAUGGGGAUGGAGAAUCAAAACUCAUUAUUGCUGACCUGGGCACUGGAGCAUAUAACAUGAAGCUAAAGGUCUACCGAGGCACCAGCCUGAUGUCAGAAAACACACUGAUUGACCUCCCAACUGGGGUUAUAACCUUCCACAUGGACACUACAGAACCUCGAGUGCCAGCUGUUGCUGUUGCAUCUGGAAGUUAUAUCUACAUCUAUAAAAAUCUUCGCCCAUAUUUCAAGUUUACAUUGCCCACUCUGGAAGUUAAUUCAACUGAAUUUGAUGCUUGGAGUCAGGCUCGAGAUGAGCUCCUAGAUGUGGGCAUGCUAUAUGAAAUCCUUGACUCACUGAGACAAGAAGUGGGAGAGUGUGGCCUCACAACACGAUCUCAGCGGUUCCUAAUGUGUCCUGACCAUAACAGUCAAGCAAGUUUCCUCAACCAGCACAAAGGAUUUAUUCUCAAACGUCAAACAGUAGUGACAUGUUUUGCUACUCUCAAGAAGAGUCAUGCUGAGGAUGAUGCCAUAUCCUGUCUGGUUUUGGGUACAGAGAGUGCAAAUAUAUUUAUCUUGGACCCAGAAGCUUUUACAAUUCUGAACAGUAUGAGCUUGUCGAGUGUACCAGUGUUCCUGUCAGUAUCUGGCUUAUACGAUGUCGAGUAUCGCAUUAUCGUGGCCUGUCGCAAUGGUCAGAUUUACACGUUGAAGCGCGGAACAAAAAUUGGUCGCCCUACCGUAGAGCUGACGUCUCAACCGGUGGGUUUACUAAGACGAGAUAAGAGCAUCAUUGUUGCCACCAUGGAUCAAAACCUUCAUUCCUUUAACAACAAGGGAAAACGGUUGUGGUCACUUAAGCUCCCUGCUGCCAUAAUAUGUAUGGAAACUCUCGAGAUCCGCACCCUGGGCCUCACACUGACAGCUCUUGGAAUGGCCGACCACCGUGUUAUGAUUUAUCGUGAUAAACACUUAGUGGACACCAUAUACACUGAGGACCAGAUAUCAGCCAUGAAGUUUGGUCGUUUUGGGCGAGAAGAUAAUACUUUGGUCCUGGUCAUGAAAGGUGGGGGUCUUGUUGUAAAGAUUUUGAAGCGAACUGCACGCUUUGAAAUUGAAGAAACUCAGGGACCUGGCCAUGCACAUGCUGUCAAACUCAACAUACCCAAGAAAACAAAACUGUUUGUUGAUCAAACGAUGCGUGAGAGAGAAAACUGUGUGUUGAUGCACCGAGUGUUCCAACAUGACUUGUACCGUCUACGACUUAACACAGCUCGUGCUUAUGUCCAGGCUCUGGAGACCAGUAGCAAUCCUGUCUCUCUCUCCGAGACAGAACCUCUAAAAUUAUCUGCACAGGUUUUGGGACUGGGACCAACAUUUAAGCUUAGAGUCGAGUUACAGAAUACCUCCUCAGCAUCACCAUCCUUACAGCUGGCGGUUAUAUUUCAUUGUGAUGACCAUAUCUACAAUGUCAAUAAAUCAUAUAUUCAGAUUCCAAUGCUUAUACCAGGCAUUAUCCAUGUGGCAGAAACACUUAUUACAUGCAUAUCAGAGCUUGGGAUAUCAGAUACUGUACGUGUGUUUGUGGUGAAAGGAAAAGCCUCCCGACCUUUGCUCACUGCUGUCAUAAACAUGCCAGUUGCAGAAGUUUUCAUGGGUUCCUAAGUACUGUACUAAACUAUUUAGGAUAUUAUCUGCAAAUGUGAACAAAAAUAUCUAGUAAGCAGAGACCGAAUAAGUUAACUAUUUUAAGAUAUACUGUACAGGCAGUCCCCAAUUUAUGAAGGUUCAGUUUACAAAAAUUCAGAAUUAUGAAGAAAAAAAUUUGUCCCAUGAUUUGAUUUACGAACAAAACACAAGGAGUUAAAACAAAUUGUUUUUCAUGCAUUUUUUUUUUAUUCCUGAGCACGUUUGAAAAUAUGCUGAAAAUAAUGCAUAUUUUUAUUACCAGUUUGCUUACUUAUUUCGUUAUUCUCUAACACUUACAACGUUAAUAAGUCUGCAAAUAAGCUUUCAAUGUGUCAUUAUUUUUCUAUAGUCACCAUAUAACUUACCCUCAAAACUCACUCGAGACACACAGACUCGUCUCCACCAGCACAGUCACUCAGCUUGAUUGUACAGGUAUCCCCCUAUUUAUGAUUGGGUUAGGUCACGAAAAACCCAUUGCAGGUUCAAUUAUUGGAAAUUGGGAUCAUUAUAACAUGGGGUUUAAUGGUAUACAGGACGUUCCCAGCCACUCGGCCACCCACAUGUAUCAACGAAAAAAAAAAUCUGCAACACAGUUAAACAACACUCACGACAUCAUUGCAAACAACCCUGGUCAUCAUUACAUGUCCCCUUCGAGGCUAAGGGAACUCUUGAAGGUGGAGUGGAGACAUCACUGUGAUUCUCACACAGCCUCUGGGGAAUCUCAUGCUGCUUCACAAUGUCAAGCUUCACUUCAGAAACAUGGUUUUCCUGGGUGCCUUGGCCUUCUCAGACAUUUUCAAAGCUAUUCAGCUUACUUCACAGUCACAAAAACAGAGCGAAAGCACUUGUCACAGAAACAGAGUGAAGGUUGAUAACAUUAUUGUGGCUGACACUGCUCACAUCAUGUUCACAACAGCAGAGUCAAAGCAUCACGAACACAGCCAUGUGCAAUCACCAUGGAACAAAGCUUGGUAUCAUAGUGCACCAGGUGGCUGCAUGGCGGCACUUGGGUAGACCGCGGCUGACAAGUGAACCAAGAGAUGCGUCCGCAUUGGCCGGACAAUGACCAUCGAUCAUGUGAAUUGUUUACAUCAUAAAUGGGGAAGGUCUUAAUACAUUACCAUCGUUAAAGAGGAAUAUUGUAGAUCAGGGGAUACCUGUACAAUUUCUUCUCAUUUAUUCUUACAUAUUAAAUACUCUACAAAAAAUUAUUCUCUUCUUAAAUUUCAUAUUCUAAUUGUGUCAUAUGUACAAUAAAAUCAUAGUUAGAAGAGAAAGUGUGGAAUUUGGAAAUGAACUAAAGUUUGGAGAUGUGAAUAUUGCUGGCAACGCAUGAUUGAGUGUGAGUGUAGUGUCAGAUGACUGGCAGCAACUUUUGCGCCAUGUAAUCAAAGCAGUGGGUAUUUAGGACGAUUCAAUAACUCUUUAGGGGUCAAGCAUGGUUUUUUAUUUAGAGAGAGAACAUAAAGUAUCUCUAAUUAUAGAAUGGGAAUCAAUGUAUUACAACAGUAACAUAGAUGUUAGCUUAAGAGUUUCAAACUGUUAACUUUGUUUUAAAUCUCACACAGUUUAUCUUAAGUACAGGUAUACAAGAAUCCCUCGCUAUACAAAUGGGUUUGGUUCCUGAAAACCCAUUCGUUAAAUGAAUUUUCAUAUAUUGAAUACAAAAUAAGGGAAAAAUUGGGUUUAGUUCCCCAAUGACAAGAAAACCCCAAUAUCAAACCCCAAAACAGAAAAUCAGUUCACAACAACAAAAAUCCUACCUAACUAAUGAUAAAUAUUAUACAACUACUGUAAUUUACUACCUAACACAUUAAAGAUAUUAAUAAAAUACUAUACAGUAUAACUUUAGUACAUUACCUUAUGGGAGGGUUGUCAGGGCUCACCACAAGGGGAUGAGGUGUGGGUUGAGUAAGGGCUUUGUUCAACAUGAUGAGGAGGGCUGUCCACCUCAUCACUGCCAUUACAAAGCAAUAGCGAAAGAUUGUCUUGAAUACACAUAGAUAAAGAGAGAUACAUCACACACAUAACGAAUGGUUGAAGAAAAGACACCGGCUUGUGGGAGAUGCGAGAGGGAGGGAGGUUUGUUAUGAUCAGUGAGCGAGAAUACGUCUUUGCGCAUCUCUCCCAUGAUGGCCUCCCCAGCUGACUCCUGGGAUGCACGUUUUAAAAUUUUGCUGGGACCCAAAGUCAUAUGAACAGGGGAAGCUUUGUUAACACAAAAAGAGUUGUUAAUUUAGUUAAUUCAUACAAGCAAAUUUUUGUACAGUAUCUCGAAUGUUCGUAUGGCAAGAUAUCCCUGUAUAAGAUUAUUACAACAGUACAGCAUUGUAUUGCAUGUAUUUCAUUUAUAUAUAUUUUUGUGUACAGUACACCAAAACUUUUCAUUAAAAAUUUUUUUUGUGUUAUUUUAAUACUCUUGGGUUAAGGUAGGCACUUUCCCGUAAGACGCUCGGGGUUUGCCCCGUUACUCACCUCGCCGCACUUGAUUGCACCACACGAGAGAUAAUUAUACAUAACGAGUUAUAGCAAGCUUGCUAUUUGAGAUAAAAAAAGUGGGAUUUGUUGCAUGUGCAUUGUAAAUAAAUUAUCUACAAUCAGUUUUAUAUAAGUAAUCACGAUAAAAUAAUUAUUUCUAUACAUAAGUGCAAGUAGAAGGCAUCAGGAGGCACCGCACUAUCACCACAUGGUGCAAUCUCCUUGCAUUUUGAAGUUUUCCUACCCCUCCACCCUCACCAGCAACAUGAGGCAUGGUUCAAAACUCUCUCAACACUGUUAUGAAUAAAUGAAAUUAGCACAAGCCACGAGAAAAUGAGUGGGAAAUGUAAGUCAAGGUUAUGUCAUGUGUUAUUGAAACACAAAGGGAGACUGGUGUAGUAACCUAACCUUGGAGGGCAGUCUACACAUGCAAAUUUGCUUAUGAAAACCCAAAAGUGAUAAUUUAUAUCUUAUACAAUUUUGCAUAUGAAAACCCCAAGAGUGAUGAGACUUAAGGGAUUUUUUUUAGGAACAUAGCUUAGCUUUUAUUAUGAGAGUCAAUGGGAAAAUGUGGUCCAAUUUAUGAAAAAUCAAUUUGCAAAAGAUUUUCCAGGAAUGGAACCCAUUCAUAAAUUGGGGAAUGUCUGUAUAUAUGCAGUACAGUAUACAUAUAUCCCCACAAAUGUUCAAUAAAAGGCAUUUGGCAAGUAUUCCACAUUUGCUCAGAGCAUAAUAAACUACCUGUACAGUCACAUUUAUACAUAGUACUGUACUGUACACUGUGCAUGUUGCUGAAUAUAUUGCUGUGAAGAACAAGUCAAGAGAUGUGCAGGAAAUUCUAGCUCUUGAUGAAUUACUACAAGGAUAAAAAGUGUAGCAUUUCAUUAAAGAAAAGGUACAGUAUAAUGUGCUGUACACUACUACAGUGAAAGAAAUUUUACAGAUACUACAGGAAAUAAAUCUGUUACGUUAGAUGUUAGAGAUUGUUGGUGAUAUAGGAUUUUUUUUUUAUAUGGAAACUAAGAUCUGUAUCAACACAAACAUUGCACAAAACUUUAAAAUAUUUGUAAGGGCAUUCAAUAAAAAUGUAAUGUUUCACAUGUUUAAAAAAAAAGGAAUUGGAACGUAAAAUUGGAAUAAUAUAACAGUAGAUGCAAAGAUUAAUUUGGAGAACAGAUAGUAAUUAUGUUUUAAAAUUGAUAAGAGUAUAUUAAAGAAGUAACUAAAUUUAUUUGCUAUAUUUUCUAUAAGGUUUGUGGCAUACCAGUAUCUUAUAUUUUGCAUCAGGUUGUGCCACAAGUAUACUACACGGGGUGAUUUUCACUGUAAAAUGUGUAAAUAAAUUAAAUGUGUUUGAUACAGGAGUAUGCAAGAUAACUCAAAUUUAGUUCAGGAGUUAAAUCUCUGAGAAAUUUCACAUUCUUGACUUAAAUUUUUUUGGAUUUGCUUUGAAAAUUUGCCAUAUGUGGACUAUUUCUGGGUCUCUAAUUAAAGAAAAUUGGUUGAUAGCUAAGUUGAGUAUGAUUAGUACAUUCAAAUGAAUAUACAGGUUCCACAUUAAUUGGAUAUUUAUUUGAAGCAAAUACAGGUAUGACCAAAUUGAAUGUUAGCCAAACUCAGAUAUACAGGUAUUUAAUUAUAUAUGAAAUGGCUUAAUUAUGACUUGAGGACCUUACAAUAUGAAUUUUGUUAUGGUUCUGCAAAAGAGACAUUCAACAGAAUUGCCAGUUACUGAAGUGAUUGUGUUGCUCAGUAACCAUUACAAAAGCUUUCUAGGUGAUGGAGUAAGAGGGAGAUUGAUGCCAGCUUUAGCUGCAACACCCUUUUGCUACAAUAUCUGCAUGACAAGAGCAGUUGAAUUUUACUUUAUUAUUUGCUUGUAAAAUGGAGAUAUAAGAUAAAAGGUUGGGAAUCUUACCAAUUCAAUUUGAUGUGUGAAGGUUGUGUGAAAUUGGGGAAAUGGAAAGGAUAAUUAUCAAAAAGAAAAGUGACCAAGACUUUGUCAAAAUGUACACCAGUAGAAGUUGAUCAAAAUAUUUUUCAGUAAAUCAGUAAGGAUUUGUAUUCAUAGAGCUGUUGAUGCAGUUGAAAAAAGUAUCUUUUCAUAAAGCAUCAGUAUGUGUAAGGAGGGAACAGAGAUAAGUGGGAGGGGCAUUGGAAGGACAUAUGUGUGAGAAGACCAAAAAUACAGUUCAAGUAUUAAGUUACACAAAGAUUGUAUCAUCCAGAAACCCCAAAGAUUGUGACCACAACAGAAUUACCAGAGUUUACAAGUUUCAAUUGUACAAGAUUUGCAGACCUAGAAAAGGCAACACAACUUUUCAGGAUAUUGCAUAUUGUAAGUGUAUGAAAGUUUACCAAAACAGGUGGAUGUAUCUCCAAAUGUUUUGACUUUUAAGAGAUGACUUGACAAGCACUGGACAGAUCAAGAUGUCAUGUACAGUUGUAGAACCCUGAACAUACAUGCUGGCAUCAUUAGCCUAUCAGAUUCAGUACUGAUUAUUUUCUCAAGUACCUGUACUGUACAGUACAGUAGAUGAAAACUUGGAAGUGUGGGUUAGAAGCCUUCACCCAGAAUACUCAUAAGUACUGUACUGUAAUUGAAAUAGGUUGUAGAUGAGAAAUAGGACUUCAGGACUGUGGUUUAAUGCCCUGUGUUGUGCUGUUUUUAAAUUGCUUUUCUGCCAAGAAAAUUUUUUUUUAUUUAGUUAUUAAGGACCCAUUUCUUCCUGAUUUUCUUAAGCAUCCUUGUUUCUCUUGAAUCAGCCUUAACAUUUUUGGACAGGGUAGGGGACCUUUGUAGAGGAAUUGGAAUUGGCUGCCAUGAAGGCAAUGUUCUCCCUGGUUUUAGCAUCUGUUUCAGUAGUGUCAGAGCUUCAUACAUUGAAAAAUGAAAAGUUUAAUUCUUUCAUAAGUCAGCCUCGGAGUCUGAAGUUUAUAAUGGAAAACCACGUUUGAGGAGAGAGAUUCAUUUCCAAGCUUGGAAGCAAGAUGGUGGGUUUCAUCAUUCCCUUUAUCCAGAUAUUACGACAGGACUACUGCACUGCUAGACUGCAGUAUUUAGGAGCUGGAAAGGUUAGUUAUUCUUUUAACUUGGUUCCCGGGUUAAGGGUAUGAAUUGUGCUAUUUUGUUGAGAUUACUGCCUCUGUACCACAGGUUGGACCCCGCUAAUCCGGGACCCGAUAGUCCAGCAGCUUUGAUGGUUCGGGACGCAUAGAGUGAAUACUUAAUUAAUCUUAAGGGGAAAAUUAGGAUAUGUUCCACAACUACUAAAAGACAACAGUAAUGCUAUAAAAGUUGUGGAAAAAUCAUUACAAUUACAGGUAUCACAACCUGUACUCAAAUGUACUCAGGUAAUUACUAAAAUUUUUGUCUAGUGCAAACUAUAGGAUGUUUAUACUCAAAUUAAUUGCCCUCUUGCAAGAAUUCCAGCAAUGAAUAAUGUAUAAUCCUGAGUGAACAGUUUGAAAUUCUUAAGUUAACAUCUAUGUUACUACUGUUGUAAUACAAUGAUUCCCAGUCUAUAGAAUUGGAGAUACGGUUUGUUCUCUCAAAAAAAAAAAAAACACAUGCUUGACAUUUUUAUAAGCGAAAAAAUUAAAAUCCCUCUACAGGGUAUUGUACAAUCCUGAGUCCCUGACCCCUCCCCCCACUGAAAACUUCUCACCCGGUAAUCUCCCCCUCCUGGCUGUCAACACCUCACCAUCCCCCUCCCUCUUGCCCUCAGCCAGAAGACAAUAAGGAUCUUAGAGGGUGAAGGUGGUUUUAGGUUUAAAGUUUUUUCUCUUAUAAAAUGGCACUGACUUGACUUAGCAGAAUAUAACUUGCAUUGCUGGAAUCCUUGUAAGAUAGUGAUUACUUUAGUAUAAACAUCUCAUAGUUUGCAAAAGAGAUUAAAAUUGUAGUUCUCUAGCUUAGUACAUUUAAGUACAAAGUGAGUACAGUACAGUAAUAUGUUGUUCAAAAUUGUGGCUUUUACACUGGGAAAAUUAUGUGUAGCUAACCCCAGUGGUCAGGAUAUUAUGGCAUUGAAUGUUACAGAGUAUUUAAAAAAAAUUCUUUGUUUAGUUCUAUACAUAUGCUGUAUGUGAAUUCCCAUAUAGUGAAUGGCAUAAAGCGAGGGUCCAGUGGACAGUAAACGUGUGCCAUAGCACUAACACUUUGUCAUAAAGAGGUCCAGUAAGCCUGGGCUAGAUUUAUGAUAAUGUAAGUUGUAUUGGUACGAGUAAUAGUACAUUUUAUGCAUUA
Homarus americanus (American lobster) is the source of this 8642-nucleotide messenger RNA. It is a transcript of the gene BBS1, whose product is annotated as Bardet-Biedl syndrome 1 protein-like. Gene Ontology annotation, cellular component: BBSome; axoneme; centrosome. Gene Ontology annotation, molecular function: smoothened binding; patched binding. The transcript is spliced from 12 exons. The record is from RefSeq and is a predicted model, not a curated record. Gene Ontology annotation, biological process: non-motile cilium assembly; protein localization to cilium. NCBI's taxonomy places the organism in Eukaryota, Metazoa, Arthropoda, Malacostraca, Decapoda, Nephropidae. Bases 155 to 1891 code for a protein of 578 amino acids.